Molecule: messenger RNA, 474 nt
Organism: Colletotrichum karsti
Lineage: Eukaryota; Fungi; Ascomycota; Sordariomycetes; Glomerellales; Glomerellaceae
Exons: 2
Coding region: 1-474 (157 amino acids)
Biological process (GO): intracellular protein transport
Cellular component (GO): mitochondrial outer membrane
Source: RefSeq, a predicted model, not a curated record
AUGGUUCAACUCACCGAGGUCGAGGAUGAGCACUUCCAGGGCAACCAGGCUGGUCCCAUCGAGGAUGAGGGCGACUUCACCGACACCGACUCCGAAAUCUCCGAGGACAGCGACUUCGACCCCACCGACGAGACCUUCACCGAGCGCCUGUACGCCCUCAAGGACAUGAUCCCGCCGACCACACGCGGCUGGGUUCAGAGCAAGGUCAACUUCGGCGUCAGCGCCGUCCAGAACACGUGGUACUACGGCUCCCGCACCGUCUGGGUCGUCUGCGCCACCGCCCUCAUGAUCGGCGUGCCCCUGGCCACCUGCUGGGCCGAGGACCAGCAGAUCGAGGGCAUGGAGCGCGAGUUCCGCAUGCGCGAGGCCGGUGGCGAGCUCCUGACGGCCGGAGAGCCCGGCAAGGAGGGCGAGAACACCGCCGACAUCCUCAGCGCCCACCUCGACAAGGCCGAGGCCAAGCCUGCUCUGUAA